CUUCCACGCUUCUGAGUGUGAAUAGAGGACAACGAAAAAUGCGCUGACUGUUAAGAGAGCAAUCGUGACCCCUUUUCUGACACUAUUGAGUCGUUUCAUUUGUUGGUAGGGUGCGAGGUAUCACGGUUCCUCAGUUGCCACGGUUAUUACCUCAAGCGCAGCGCUUGCAGCGGGGAGAGGAGAGACUUGUGUAGAGCUCUGCGAAUUCAGUUAGUCUGUACUAUGGGCACAUUGUGUGGGAACUGACGGAUGCGCGUCAGAAUAUCUGCUUGGAAUUUGGCUCUCUUUGCGUCGCCAAUGCAAACGGAAAUAUGCAGCGAAGCUUCGCCUUUCUCCUCACUAGUGUUGUCGGCUUUUGUUUAGGUUCAAGUUUUCCAAGUAAUAUUAAUAUAGGAGGAUUGUUCCCCACCGGUUCCCACGAAUAUGAGGUUUUUCGAUUUGCGCUUUCUCGACAUCAGGAUAUCCCUAAACUGGUACCACAAGUGGACAUGGUUGAUACAGGGAGCAGCUUUGCCAUGACAUACGCAUUUUGUUCGCAGUUUUCCAAAGGAGUCUAUGCCAUCAUUGGACUAUAUGACAAGAAGACCAUGAACAUGCUCAUGUCCUUCUGUGGCGCGCUGCAUGUCUGCUUCGUCACGCCGAGUUUCCCCAUCGACACCAACAACCAGUUUGUCAUCCAGCUUCGGCCGGAGCUGCAGGAUGCUCUAAUAGACCUCGUGGAGUACUACAAGUGGAAGAAGUUUGUCUAUAUGUACAGCUCGGAUUCAGGUCUUACAGUUCUGCAGAAGAUCCUGGACACGUCGGCCGAAAAGACGUGGAAGGUGACCUCGGUAAACUUGGACAGUCUGACAGAGACGGCCUUUCUGAAGGUCAUCCAGGACCUGGACAUUAAGAAGGACUACCGCAUCAUUCUAGACUGCGAGCUUGAGAGGCUCAACUCCAUCCUCAACUUGAUUGCAGCCCAGAAGAAAAACCUCAAAACAUACCACUUCAUCCUAGCAAACCUGGGUUUCAUGGAUCUGAACCUGACGGAGUUCAAGAAGGUAGGCGCCAACGUGACGGGCUUCCAGCUGAUGAACUACACGGCGCCCCUCGUCAGCAGCACCAUACAGGACUGGCUGGAGUUUGACAGCAAAGACCUUAAGAUUCUCAAAAGAAGACUGAAGUACACCGGAGCACUUACCUACGACGGGGUGACGGUGAUGGCCACUGCUUUCCAAAACCUCCGGCGGCAGCGCAUUGACAUUUCGCGGCGAGGGAACGCCGGGGAGUGCCUGGCCAAUCCUCCGGCACCCUGGGGCCAGGGCAUCGACAUCCAGAGGGCCCUGCAGCAGGUUCAGUUUGAGGGAAUCACGGGUCACGUCCAGUUCAAUGACAAAGGCCAUCGGACUAACUUCACAGUGGACGUGAUGGAGCUCCGACUGACCGGACCCAAAAAGGUGGGCUACUGGAACGAGAAAUAUGUCAACACGGCAACGUACUCCCCGGCCAACGAGACGCAGCUCCUCAACAGGACGUACGUCGUCACCACCAUCCUUGAGUCUCCUUAUGUGAUGCUCAAGAAGAACCAUGAAAACUUUGAGGGAAAUGACAAGUAUGAGGGCUACUGUGUGGAGCUGGCCGCCGAGAUCGCCAAACACGCCGGCUAUAACUACACGCUGGAAAUCGUGGGAGACGGAAAAUACGGGGCCAAAGACGCAGAGACCAAGAUGUGGAACGGGAUGGUGGGCGAGCUGGUCUACGGCAAAGCUGAUGUUGCCGUGGCCCCACUCACCAUUACCCUGGUCCGAGAAGAGGUCAUCGACUUCACCAAGCCCUUCAUGAGCCUGGGCAUCUCCAUCAUGAUCAAGAAGCCGACCAAGUCCAAGCCGGGGGUCUUCUCCUUCCUGGACCCGCUGGCCUACGAGAUCUGGAUGUGCAUCGUGUUCGCCUACAUCGGCGUGAGCGUAGUGCUGUUCCUGGUCAGCCGCUUCAGCCCGUACGAGUGGCACGGGGACGACGAGGGCGAGGGCGGCGAGGGUCAGGGCCAGCAGACGCAGUCGUCCUCCCCGCAGGCCAGUCAGUCGCAGGGCCAGCAGACCCAGCAGCAGCAGCAGCCUGAGCACACCAACGAGUUUGGGAUUUUUAACAGCCUGUGGUUCUCGCUCGGGGCCUUCAUGCAGCAGGGAUGCGAUAUCUCACCAAGAUCUCUCUCAGGCCGUAUCGUUGGGGGUGUGUGGUGGUUCUUCACCCUUAUUAUCAUCUCUUCCUACACUGCCAACCUGGCAGCCUUCCUCACCGUGGAGAGGAUGGUCUCCCCCAUUGAGAGUGCUGAAGACCUGGCCAAACAGACAGAGAUUGCCUAUGGUACAUUGGACGGUGGCUCCACCAAGGAAUUCUUCAGGAGAUCCAAGAUAGCCGUGUUUGAGAAGAUGUGGUCGUACAUGAAGUCGGCCGAUCCCUCAGUGUUUGUGAAGACUACUGAUGAGGGGGUGGCCCGAGUCAGGAAAUCUAAGGGGAAGUAUGCAUACUUGCUGGAAUCUACCAUGAAUGAGUAUAUCGAGCAACGCAAGCCCUGCGAUACCAUGAAAGUGGGGGGCAACCUGGAUUCCAAGGGCUACGGAGUAGCCACACCCAAAGGAUCACCCUUAAGAAACGCAGUAAACCUGGCAGUACUUAAACUGAACGAGCAGGGCCUGUUGGACAAAUUGAAAAACAAAUGGUGGUACGACAAGGGAGAGUGCGGCAGCGGGGGCGGGGACUCCAAGGAUAAGACCAGCGCUCUGAGCCUCAGUAAUGUGGCUGGAGUCUUCUACAUCCUCAUCGGAGGCCUGGGUCUGGCCAUGCUCGUGGCCCUGGUCGAGUUCUGUUACAAAUCCAGAAUCGAGUCGCAGCGGAUGAAGCAAAUCAUUGACGCAGCCAUGCUGAGCUCCACGCUGAGCCGAAUCAGUGGCACGGGCAGCGGCGGCGAGAACGGCCGCGUGGUCACCCACGACUUCCCCAAAGCCUCACAGACUCUCCCCUGCAUGAGCCAAGCCGCCAGCAUGGGCCUGAGCACCACGGGCAUGUGACGGCCACCGUAGGCCAGCCAGCAGCACGCAUCAGGCCACACCGAGAGGGAGAGACAGAGAGAAUGGGAGAGAAAGAGAGAGAGAGAGAGAGAGAGAGAGAGGAGGAAGGGAGGAAGAAAAAAAAAGAAGAACAAACGUUGCACUGCGGUGUUCCGCUCGCCCGCCACUGAACUACUGCCAAAUGGAUUCACUGACUGCUCUCUCUGGAUUCCUACAGGAAAGGCGAAGGGAAGAUCUUAAUUUUCUAAAAAAAAAUAAUAACAAAAACAGGAGUUUGGUCAUUUUUGGGACUCAUCUGCUGCAAUAAAGAAGCUGUUUGGAGGUUUUUUAAAAGGCAUACUUUUGUGGGGAAAUAGGAAAACAAAAAAGGGGAGCUUGCCCAAAAUAGUGACUCUUGCACUACAUGCCAGAUAUGAUUCUCUUCUCUCCUUUGCUAUUUUAAAUAGUUAUGUGCAAAUACUCUGCGUUGUCUGCCUUACCUUUUACUCUGUUAUUACCCGAUCACUUGGGCCUAGAGUCCCGGGUCCCUAUUUAUUUAGCUUUUCCACCAUGUUAAGCCUAAUUGUUUUGCAGGGUCACGUGCAAUGGAAAGGAAUUGUACAAUGAGUUGUUUAAUUUCUGAGUAAAUUUUUGAGAUCAGGUGAUGAAGGCUAGUUUGGCCUGGUUCCAUUGCUUACAAUCAAUGUUAUAAUGUCUUCCAUCUUAAUAUGAUUUCUGUGUUAUUUUGCAUCCCUUCACAGGACAAAAAUCUGGACAAUGUGCAGCCUUGUUGUUCCUUAAGCUUUGACUCUCCUUUUCUAAUAACCUGAUAACAUGAUUUGUUUGUUUUUAAUUAUGAAGGAGGUCAUUAUUAAGAAAAAGUAAUUAAUCUAUUCUAUGUCGCACAUUGGUAGAUGUUUCCCAUCUGACCGUAUUGAAAGGAAUUGUCGCUUUGAGGAUUCUCACCAACUGUCUGGCUUUUGUGUGCUACCCAGCAGCCAUGGGGCACACAGGGAGCCAGAAAACACUACAGAGACAGCAAGCCAUAAAGGACAGACAGAGCAGACUUACGAGUCAGAGCCAUGUUAUUUAUUCGCAAUUGUUUUUACAAGAACAAUUGCAAACAAUUUUACAAAGAAAUCACAAAAUUGUUUCACAAGUCAUAUUCUCUGUUCUUCCAGUCUGUCUGUUUUAAAUGGUUGGCAAUGGAAUUAUUACGUAGUUUGAUUAGUUUGAUAUUGAGUAUUUUCAGUGUGUGUGGGAACAGCACACAUUUUUGAGUUUUGAACAUGGUUUACAUUGAGUUGAUUAUUUGAUAGGAUAGUAUAGGAAGACAUGUGCACAAAGAGGAAUAUGGCAUUAAAUCAACUAGUUUAUGGUGUUUGUUUUCGCCUGCUCUGCAAACCCUAUACACAAUAUGAUAUACCCCACACAAUAUAUCAAAUUGUUAGCCUCUAAACUCGGAGCAUAUUUAAAUAUUUACAGUGAAUCAGCAAUGACAAGAUGGUUGCUCGCUAAUCAGCAGCUCACAGGAGCUAUGUCGGCAAAUAUGUCAAACCAUCAUUAAUCACUUCCUGUCUCAUUUUAUCCCACCCACCACCCCACACAUAACAGUGUGGUUCAGGCAGCAUCUGAGGCACCCAAUCAAAGCUUCUGACUGCUGAGAUGACAAGGCCCACAAUGGGAGACAGUUCCACUUCAGUGCCAAUCUGCCCAAACGUCUUGCUUCAUGUUUUUGAAACUAUUAGUUACGAGCACAAAGAUUAUAUUCUUAAACACAAUGUGUUGUCUUACCAUACCACAUUAUUAUACUUUACCAUUUAGAAUCAUUAGCAUAUGUGUUGAAUUGAUUCAGAGAGUGGUUUAUUUCGGUACGUUUUUCCUAAUUGAAGUAAUUCGGCAUAGCACAAUUGUAGAGAGAGUGUCACAAUUUACAAAGGCUUUUUCAUACAUGAAUGGAUUUGUAUUAACAAUAAUAAUGACUGAAAAUAACUGAUAUAAAUAAUAAAUACCUGUAUGAUAUAUUUGUGCAGAUAAACUGAUUAUUUUGUUGAAGUGGUGUUUGAGUCAGUUCUGAGUAUUUGGUUUUAGUCCUGUAUUUGUAGUGGAAUUCUGUUGAAAUUGUCCCUCUUUGAUUUGAAGCUUACUUUUUUCCUUUCCUGUUGAAAUACAAGUCCUUAAUUUUUGUGUUGGCAUCAGACUCACGGAAAUAACCUUUUAGAAAAAUGACAGCAAGAUGUGCUUGGCAUUGUGUUGGGGAAAUGUUGAUGAGUGAUCAAAAAUAAAAUAUGAACUCUUUU
Molecule: messenger RNA, 5329 nt
Organism: Alosa sapidissima (American shad)
Lineage: Eukaryota; Metazoa; Chordata; Actinopteri; Clupeiformes; Clupeidae
Product: glutamate receptor 1-like
Exons: 16
Coding region: 312-3050 (912 amino acids)
Biological process (GO): synaptic transmission, glutamatergic; modulation of chemical synaptic transmission
Cellular component (GO): dendritic spine; plasma membrane; AMPA glutamate receptor complex
Molecular function (GO): AMPA glutamate receptor activity; transmitter-gated monoatomic ion channel activity involved in regulation of postsynaptic membrane potential
Source: RefSeq, a predicted model, not a curated record